AGGACAGUCUCCUCUUCCACCUCCUCUUCUUCUUCUGUUUCUUCUUCUGUGUGUGGUAGUGGCGUUGAGGGGUGCACCGACAGCCGCAUCUGACUCCAGUCCCGAGGUCCCGGCCAGACGUGUGAUGGUGCGGACUCAUUGAUAAAAAUCAUCUGCCGCUGGAAUUAAAAUGAGCACUCCUGCUGCGCGACUCUCCUCCUCCACAUAGCUCUUCCUUCUCUGCACGAGAUCUGUUUUUGUGUGAUUUUGUGUGACAGCAGGCGACGCAGGAUGUCUACUACCUUAAUGCUGGUGAUUGUGUGCGCUCUGGUGGUGUUAGCGUUGGCGUCUAAGACGGAGCGGGCGGUGCUACUCACUUGUGACUCCGACCAGUACACCGACGAUGGAGUCUGCUGCGAGGAGUGUCCACCAGGAGAGGGAGUGGUGAAGAAAUGCGGUGCCACACAGACCUUGUGCGCCCUGUGUUUGGACAGUGACACCUUCUCAGAGAACUACAGUCUCACAGAGCAGUGCACACCUUGCACUCAGUGUUUCGGCCGGAUGCGGAUGGAGACGCCCUGCACUGACUCCAACGACGCCGUCUGCAUCUGCAGCUACAACCUCUUCUUCGACAAGGUAGCCAACCAGUGCGAGCCGUGUACGGAGUGCCCGCUGGGCCAGGGUGUGUUCGCGCACUGUGUACACGACUACGACACGGUGUGCGAGGAGUGUGUGGACGAUACCUACUCUGACCGGGAGAGCUCCCUCGACCCCUGCCUGCCCUGCACCAUCUGUGAUGACGACAGUGAGAUACAGCUGGAAGUGUGCACACCAAACAGUGACUCCGUCUGUCAUGAUCCUCUCCUCCCGACAUAUUUUGCUCCCACCUCUGAUAUGGACCUGUCUCCACCCUCCUUCACCAAUUACUUCCUCCCUGGUGGCUCCGAGAGCCCUUUGCCAGGAGGAGAGUCGACCACGUCCAGCGCCGGCUCUCCUCGCUUCCUCGGCCACGGGCUCAAUGAAAACCUCAUCCCCAUCUACUGCUCCAUCCUGGCCGCCGUGGUGGUGGGCCUCGUGGCCUACAUCGUCUUUAAGAGGUGGAAUAGCUGCAAGCAGAACAAGCAGGCAGCUAAUAACCGCGCGGCUACAAACAACCAGAUGGUGACGCCGGAGGGAGAGAAGCUGCACAGCGACAGCGGCAUCUCGGUGGACAGUCAGAGUCUGCAGGAGCAGCAGCAGCAACAGCAGCAGCAGCAACAGCAGCAGCAGCAGCAGCAGGCCCAGGCUGAAGUCCAGGCUCAGCCUUCACACUCAGGCACACAGGAACAGAUAGUGGUGAGGGUGGAUGGCGGCCCCCAGCCUAACACGCCUCUCCCUGAAGUCUGAGGAAGAGGAGGAAGCAGAAGAGGAGGCGUCAGAGCUGAAGACAGGGAGAGGAGAAUGGGGGACUUGAACCGUGGACCAAAAAGAAAGCAGUAAAACUGACUUGCCACAGAGCAAAGACUUGACUUGCAUGGACCUCCCAGCACUUUUGGGCAACAGUCUGACUCUUCAUCCCUGCAGAUAGAGUCCAACUCUAUCGAUCAGUGCCUGGACACGACCUCUACGGCGCAACAUCAACCACUAUCUGUACCAACGUCACUGCAGAUACAUAAUCAAAGCUAUAUGCCAGUGCAUCUCCUAUUAACUCACUAUUCCAGUAUCUAAUAUUGACAUAAUUCUCACUAACUGCCAAUUUAGUGUCCUCAGCUCCUUCUAAAGCUUUACAUUUCCCCCUUAAUUCCACAAUCACUAGCCGUGAAACAUACUGUAUGUGCCUGAAAGGUAAAUAGGCAGAAAGGUUCUCCAUUAUCUCCUCGUUCUUUUCUUUGUGCAUCAAAGAGACCUUCUUCCUCAGAGAGCAGCCUUUUCCCUCUCACAUCUUCCUCUGUGACGUUCCUGCUCUCAGAUAAUCCUCCGUCUCUCUCCAUAGGACUCGCUCUAUUAGACCCCCGCCAUCAUCUGCGAUACAAAAAGCAGCGGGGGAGCCGUGAGUCAUUCCCUUCUUCUUCUGAAGUUCCUUGUUCUUUUAUCAUUUAAGCACAGACGUUUUUCAUGGCAUGUUGUCUUGUAAAAUUGCAUCGUUGGUUGAGGUUGGCUACACCGACGGAUGUAAGUGACUCAUAUUUGGGAAGAAAGGUCAUUUGCUCGCUAAUCAACAUUUUUUCCUCUGCGAGAUCCCUUCUCAGCGCCUCCAGGGAUUGUGUUUCAGUAAUUUCAUGCUUUUAAAGUAACACGCCCCGAUGUUUUUCUGCUGUUUGUGGUACAUUACUUUCAUUUUGUGGCUCGAGUUAUGCAGCUGAUUCACCAGGGUGCCUCCAUGGUGCUCUGUGAAGCCUGAACGUGCAACGCGAGAGAAGCACCAUCGGACUGUGCAGCUCUGCUGACUCACUGUGAUGCAUCUGACGUCAUCAGUGACUCCGUGUACAGAGCUGCUUAUUACACAGAUGCCUAAAUGAAUUCAGUUCUGAAAAAAGGAAUCCCAUCUGUCAUUCUUUACGCUCACUGAGUGGAAAAUUGGGACACCCCUCAGAGGCAAACUCUCCUCACUAUCCUCUCAGCUCACUGAUAGCACCAACCUCCACACACACACACACACACACACACACACACACACACACACACACACUCACUCUCACAGUCUUGCUUACAGCUCCGUCUGCGUGAUAGAGCCUUAUAAACAGUGUUGAGGUGCUUAUUCAUCGGCUGCGGCGGCGCUCACAUCAACACAGGGCUCAUUAGAGAGACGUUCUGACAGGCAGGUAGUAAUUACCUCAGGGUUUCAGCUUCACUUACCCUCGGCUCGGCUCGGCCACUUCUCAUCGGGAUUAACGCUGCGGACAGCAGAGGGGCAUCACGGCCCUCUUUGAAGCCUCGACAUGACAUUACAGAUCCCUUAUCCAAGUCCGAGGCCACUGACAUUUACUUUAUCGCCACGGGGAUAUAAAAGCACUUAGCUGCAUUGCAGGGCGGUACCUUUUAUCACACAAGAUUACUUUUAUGCUGCAGUUGACAUAGAUAUCAUGAAAAGGAAGUAUACCGUCGCUGAGUUUGACGGUUCAUCCCUACAGGGGCACGUACUUUCUCAGGGUCGCUCUGGUUGUAAAGAUUAUCAAGAGAUCUGUAGAGGACUCCUUUAAAACCUGUAGAUGUACGAUGGAGUGAGUAGGUUCAUAAAUAAAGCAGCUCUUAUGUUGAGAGAAAGAAUAAUGUAGAAAGAUACGGGUUGAUGUGCUAAUUAGCUAAAUCUGACAUGAUUCAACACGGAUACAUUAUUGGGCUAUAAGCUUAUUCCCCGUCUUUCUUUCAGACUUAUAUAAGACGAUGAAGAUCACUCUCAUGCCUAGACAAGGUAUCAAUCUCCUCAUCCGACUGUUAGAAAGAAAGAAUACGUGUCAGAACUAUUACUUCAAAGGAGAAACAAGAUGUGUUCACCUGUCAGUGGAGCUUGUAGAGUUUAGUGAGCAACACAUAGAUAAGAAAUGUCCAGAGGGCAGAGAGAAAGUGAGUCAUUGCAUCCUGUGGGAUGCUGCAUGGAUCGGUCACAUGAUCACCAACAUCUCAAGACCAUUAAACCUUGUGGUCUCUUCACUUGUGAUUCACCUUGCAUCGCUGCAGCGUUAUGAAUGGAAACACAUACAACACUGCUGAUCUUUACUCACAGCUCCUCAGUAGACGUGGACGUGUGACCACACGCAUACAGAGCGACAGUGUGUGAUUCACUCCUCUAAUGAGAGAGUAAUUCAUCCCGAUCCUCGCUGUGGCGGUGACAUUACAGCAGACGCUGCUACAGUAUGAGUGUUGAUUUAAAGAAAAGAAACUCCUCGCCUCCAUCUCGCCCUGAGGCCCUCGAGCGGCGCACUCAUCCACUCUGAACCGACUUAUUCUCUUUCUCCUGCAGCUUGUGAAGUGAGACACACAAUGUAAGAAUGUACAACCCUGAAUAUAAACAGAAAUAUGCAAGACACAUUCAAGGAUAAGGUUUAAGUUUGCCCUCAAUCUGUUGUUCUGUUUUCCUGUUGGUUCGUAUCAUGAACAGGAUUACACUUUUUGGAGUCGGUAUUUUUUCUAACGGAUAUGUUAUUUUGUAGCACUUAUUAGAUGUAUUAUGAAUGCACUCCAAGAGUGUACCACAGUUCAAGUGCCUGUGUACAGUGUCGGGUGUCUUUAAGUUCAGAAGUUUGACUCUAUUUUUUUGCAGUUCUUUUAUGUGCAUUUCUUUGAUAUUUUUGAAAGCUAAUGAAGGUUUUUAGUAAACAGAACUUUGGAGACUCAAGCAAACUGUAUAAACCUGGCACCGAUAUAGAGAGACUUACAUUACGCAUUGGUUGCCAAUGAAGACAUACUGUAUGUUAACAUGCUAUAAAUACUGGCAAAUAAUAGGGUCAUGUAGCAUUAAAGAAACCUGUCACCUGAGACCUUUACUCUAAAACUCACAUAUGCUAUAAGUCAAUAGAAAUCAGCUCUACUGUGCAGAGGUUUUUUUGCAUGUACAGUAAGUUUCAUCAUGUACCUCCAUUUCAGAGGUGACGAGACACGUGAUCUGCCGUAACACGGAAUCUAUGGGAGGUUCGCCGUCAUGUGAUAUCGUUACAAACUUUAUACAGAGAGAUCAGGACCUGCUCCCGAAGAAGCUGAAUGUCACCUGUACUUAGCUACUAAUGUAAAAUGCAUUGUGUAAAUGUGAAUUUCUUAGAGUUGAUACGAGAUACAAAAAUACACUAUAAAAUGUAAAAAAAACAAACUAAAAUGUGUGCAAAUGAAGUGAGCAUCUAUAAUACAAUAAACUUGAGGUGUCAUUGCA
Molecule: messenger RNA, 4822 nt
Organism: Cottoperca gobio
Lineage: Eukaryota; Metazoa; Chordata; Actinopteri; Perciformes; Bovichtidae
Gene: ngfra
Product: nerve growth factor receptor a (TNFR superfamily, member 16)
Exons: 6
Coding region: 271-1365 (364 amino acids)
Biological process (GO): Rho protein signal transduction
Cellular component (GO): cell surface; plasma membrane
Molecular function (GO): death receptor activity; nerve growth factor binding; coreceptor activity
Source: RefSeq, a predicted model, not a curated record